GACGCGCACUAUCUACUAAUUUUACUAUCGGUAUUGAAACAAACCAAAAUUAUUAGGACGCUGAGCCCUUAGGCCAUAUCUAUAUUCAUUUUAUUGGAUCAACAUUGUCACUAACUGUAUUGAUAGUAUUUAGAGAAAGCAGAUAGGAGAUGAGCGACAGCGACACGGAUACAUCUGAAGCGAGCAGCGAUAGUCAGGACAUUCAGCCCCUGUUGCGACGUCAUCGGGGGAAUCGCUUGCAGCGCAUGGGACCCACUCAGGAUCAGGAGCGUGUCGGGCAACACUUACUGAUUGCGGCCGUUUUGGAUGUGUUUGAUGAGUCGGAGAAUUCCGAGAUGUCCGAGGAGGCGGAUGAGGCUGAAGUAGUUGCUGAAGCAGAGGCUGAAGUAGAUGUUGAAAUAGAGGCUGAAGAAGAUGUUGAAAUAGAGGCUGAAGAAGAUGUUGAAAUAGAGGCUGAAGUAGAGCGACCAUUGCCGUUGCCGCAACGUAGGUUGACUGUGGAAUCGAUCAGUGAUCCAGCUGCAUCGCGUGAACAAUCCGAUGAUGAGGAGGCGCCACCUGUUGAGCAAGACGGUGUAAUUCCCGUCGCUCCAGAUGGUGAUGAUGAUCAACCAUCAACAUCCCGACAGGCACAGCCUGAACAGCAGCAGCCGCCAAAUGAAUCUUUAAUAGUUCUCGAUUCACAAUCGCCACCAAAAAAAAGGAAGCGUCCAUCGGAUUUGACCAGUGGUAAUAUGGGCACACCAGUGGCCAAGGCAAACGAUGAGGAGGUGGACGAUGGCAUGACAUGUACUAUAUGUCUGGAGUCGUGGGAGAUGAGCGGUGAUCAUCGUUUGGUCUCGCUGCGUUGUGGCCACUUAUUCGGCGACUCCUGCAUUCGACGAUGGCUCAUCGAGAGCCAACGCCAGUCAUCCGUCAAGGUGUGUCCGCAGUGCAAGACAAAGGCCACCACCCGUGAUAUCCGGUGCCUCUAUGCAAAGCGUUUGCGUGCCAUCGAUCGUACCGAGGAGUAUGAGAUGCGACGCGACCUGGACGCUGAGCGUCGUCGCGCCCAGAAUCUCGUCACGGAGCUGGCCACUGUGAAGAUGGAACACUCGGUGACCGCUAGUAAAUUGAAGGCUGUGCAGCUUGAAUGCGAUCGAUUGAGUUCACUGGUGCGUGCCGGCUGCAAUCGUGGGGAAAUUGACAGUGAAGUGGGUCGCAAGGCUCUUACUUUGUUGCCACGACAUCGCCUGUAUAUGGAGAAGAACUUUGACAUUACCCGCGAUCCGGGUUGCCGGGUGAUGCUCUAUUCGGCGCAGCACACAAUGCUUGUGGCCUCGCAGAAAAGCCCACAUGCGAUGUUCUCGGGCUACGGUUUGCGCUUCAUCCAUCCAUUCACCUUCAAACUGUUGAAUUUCCUGCACACCUCGAUCUUGUUGGUACGCGACAUAGCGUUCAGCGAGACCCUGCACAUGUUAUCGGUGGCCAGUCGGGAGUCGCGUGUCAAGGCAUUUGACAGUCGGAUGCGUCACUGCAGCAGCGCCGUCUCCGCCCACGAUAAGCUGCUCUGGUCAUGUGCCGUGGAUCGCGACGCACGUGAGCAUAUCCUGUAUGCGGGCGAUUUGCGCGGCGGCGUCUACGUCUAUGAUGUUCGCUACCCGGAUAAUAUCCUCAGCGAGUUUCAGUCAACAGAUAACUUUAGUCCGGUGAUCAACAUUGCUGCGGUGCCCCCUGGCAAAAUAUUCCCAUAUGGUGGCUUUCUCGUCUGUCAGCUGAGCGUAUUGACAUUCUAUGAGUAUGUGCAUGAUACGGCGGUGCCCACGCGUCUGGAUGUGGCGGGUCCAUUCCUCUCCAUGCAGUACGAUGCUGUGCAAGAUUCGUUGCUGAUCUCGGCACGCAACAAUGCCCAGUAUCCACAGUCGCGUUUCAUACUUGGCAAGCUGCUGAAAGUGGAUGGUGUGCCAGUGCUCAAGAUUACGGCCACUGUUUUUGGCUCAUCCGGAACGCCGUACAUAACACGGCCCACACAGCUGGGCGUGGAGGAUAAUACGGUAAUUGUGGGCUAUCUGCAGGAUAGCAAGCAGCUGAUGAUGUAUGAUGUGCGGCGCGAGGAACGCGUCCAAACGGUGCCCGUCAACGAGGUCGUCUACGACAUCUGUCCGUUGCGCACCCCGACCGGCUCGUAUCUGGCCGCCCUCAACGAGUGCAAAUGCCGCAUCUACAAGGUGAUCAGCAGUCAACACUGAUAAGUCUGACAAUUCUUUUGUUGUAUAAAGGCUGUGGGCUAAUUGAUUGGUUUUCCCCCAAUUAGUUAAACAGUUUAGUUAGUUGAUAGUUAAAAGAGUUGCAAUAUGUUUCCAUUGUGACAUUUUAUUUAAACAUUCUCAUGCUGUUGCUUCACACACACAAACAUUAAAUAUAUUUGUAUUAGUUAUAAAUUUUUUUGUUUACUGUAUCACUUUACACACAAGAUCUUGACCAUUAUGCUGAAAGCUAUAGCAAUAUCUGUGUUUAAAGACCUUUUGAUUCGAGUGUUUCAAUUUUGGUUUUCGUUUCAUUUUGCGCGGACCUUGUCUAAACAUUUAUAAGUAAUUCAUUUUGAAUUUGAUUAUAGUUUCUUCCAUUUGUUUUUUGUUUGUUUGUGAUGAAAAUGAUCAUAAUAAUAAACAUGAUUGGAAAAAUGUACUGUGUUAUUAUUAAUAUACAUAUAAAGCUAUAGAAAAAUUGUAUUGCGCUGGCAUAGAUUCUAAGUGAAUUUUAAACCAAAAUAAAUACAAAUCUCAAUGUCCGACUUUAUAUUUUAAUCGUCGCCCAUUGGGACAGUCUCAAAAGUUAAA
Molecule: messenger RNA, 2819 nt
Organism: Drosophila grimshawi
Lineage: Eukaryota; Metazoa; Arthropoda; Insecta; Diptera; Drosophilidae
Product: E3 ubiquitin-protein ligase RFWD3
Exons: 2
Coding region: 150-2228 (692 amino acids)
Biological process (GO): interstrand cross-link repair; protein ubiquitination
Cellular component (GO): nucleus
Molecular function (GO): ubiquitin protein ligase activity; protein binding
Source: RefSeq, a predicted model, not a curated record